This is a messenger RNA of Maniola jurtina (meadow brown), 1139 nucleotides long. Its product is annotated as DNA replication complex GINS protein PSF1-like. The transcript is spliced from 3 exons. Bases 136 to 723 code for a protein of 195 amino acids. Gene Ontology annotation, cellular component: GINS complex. Lineage: Eukaryota; Metazoa; Arthropoda; Insecta; Lepidoptera; Nymphalidae. Gene Ontology annotation, biological process: DNA replication; DNA strand elongation involved in mitotic DNA replication. The record is from RefSeq and is a predicted model, not a curated record.
AGUUGUCAUUACAAAUAUUUUUGGGGGCAAAACUAAAAAUCUAAGUUAACUUUCUGCUACGAAGUACGAACUUAAAAAAAAUUAUUAUAUAACUAAAACUAAGCUAAAAGAUAUGCAGAACUUUUGUUUGCAAAUAUGUUUGGCGAAAAAGUGAUAGAAUUGUUGAAGGAAGCGGACAGAAACCGUGAAACUAUCGACCAAUUUAAUGAUGAAAAGAUCCGACAAAUUAUAGAAGAAAUGCACGUUUUAUUUAACAUGAAUAUGAACGAUGCGAAUGCAGCAACAGAAAACAAGUCUCUGUGGCCAACAGUUCAAGUAAGACAUGCUGCAUUGGAGAGAAACAAGCGUUGCCUUCUCGCUUACUUAUACAACAGAAUGGACAAAAUAAAAACUCUAAGAUGGGAAUUUGGGUCCGUGCUACCACCAGAUGUCAGAGAGUUACUUGCGGAUAGUGAAUAUGAGUGGUUUUCGAAAUACUCUACAAAUUUAGCCCAGUAUAUGAGGUCUUUAGGUGAAGAUAUUGGCUACAGUGGCAUAGACCUGACAGAGAACUUGAGGCCUCCAAAAUCGUUGUAUAUAGAAGUGCUAUGCAUCACAGAUUAUGGCAAAUUGGAAUUGGAAGAUGGUGAUGUAGUGAUGCUCAAGAAAAAUAGUAGACAUUUCUUGCCAACUUCAGAAUGUCAGACUUUAAUAAGACAGGGUGUUUUGAAACAAAUUGUUUAGUAGUUUUUAGGGUUCCAUACCUAAAAAGGAACCCUUAUGGGAUCACUUUGUUGUCUGUGUCUAUCUGUCUAAAAACCUACAGGUACUUCCCGUUGACCUAGAAUCAUGAAAAGCAGGUAAGGUAGGUCUUAUAGCACAAAUAAAGGAAAAAUUCAUAAACCGUGAAUUUAUGGUUACAGCACAAAAAGUUCAUGUUAAAAUGUGUUCAUGAACAUAAUUAGUUUACUAAAUCAUAUAUAGAUGGUGUUGUCAUUAAUUUGCAGUGUUGCACAUAAAAGUGUUAAAAUAUCUUGUACGGAACCUUUCGUGUGCAAGACCGACUCGCACUUGGCCAGUUUGAUCUUAUUAACUAAGGCGAAUUUUGCAAGUCUCUGUAAGUAGGUAUGUAAUAAUAAAUCUUAGUAUUAAUAUUUUAA